AUGGGGUUUGAACUUGGUGGUUUAUUAAGCACUGACAUUGGGGCAGUGAGGGUUUUGCGUAUUGAUACCAUGGUUGGAUUUGGGGAAUCUUCUGAAUCUGGGUCUAGAGGAUUGAAUUCUCAAUUAGUGAGAAAUGGGUCUUUUGGGGAAGAGGAUGGUUUUCACAGGCAAGUCACUCAUUUUGGGGGAGGUGGGUCGAGAAACACCAGCCCGCUGGGCCGAAUAGGUUCUAGGAAUACGAGUCCAUUAGGUCGAAUGGGGUCAAGGAAUACAAGUCCUUCUAAGCAGAAGGUGAUUAAGACCAAACCGCGGGGGUUAGAUGAGGAGACAAUUGCUACAUUUGGUAAAGCUGUUCAACCAGAUGUCCAUAUGGAGGAUAAUAUAUGGGCAAUGCUGCCUGAAGAUUUGCUGAAUGAAAUCUUAGCUAGGGUACCGCCAUUCAUGAUUUUUCGGCUCCGAUCUGUUUGCAAAAGGUGGAAUUCUAUUUUACAAGAUAAUAGUUUUCUUAAGUUUCAUUCACAAGUGCCUUCUCAUGGGCCUUGUCUUCUUACAUAUUGGAAGAAUUCACAGACCCCCCAGUGCUCGGUGUUUAGCUUGCCAUUGAAACAGUGGUUUAGGAUCCCAUUUACAUUCUUACCACCUUGGGCUUUUUGGUUGGUUGGUUCCUCAGGGGGCCUUGUUUGCUUCUCUGGGCUAGAUGGCUUGACUUUCAAAACUUUAGUUUGUAAUCCCCUCACACAAACUUGGAGGACAUUGCCGGUUAUGCAUUAUAAUCAGCAAAGGCAGUUGAUUAUGGUUGUUGAUCGGACGGACAGAUCUUUUAAAGUCAUUGCCACCAGCGAUAUCUAUGGUGACAAAUCAUUGCCAACAGAAGUGUAUGAUUCAAAGUGUGACAAUUGGUCACUUCAUCAGACAAUGCCUGCUGUUAAUCUUUGUUCCUCAAAAAUGGCAUUUUGUGACUCAAGGUUGUAUUUGGAAACACUUUCGCCACUUGGCUUAAUGAUGUAUCGAGUGGACACUGGAUAUUGGGAACAUAUUCCUGCUAAGUUUCCCCGGUCUUUACUAGAUGGGUACUUGGUUGCUGGCACUCAGAAACGCUUAUUUCUAGUUGGCAGGAUAGGUCUUUAUAGUACUCUUCAGAGCAUGAGAAUAUGGGAAUUGGAUCAUGCAAAAUUUGUUUGGGUGGAGAUAAGUAGGAUGCCACCCAGAUACUUUCGAUCUCUUUUGAGGUUGUCAGCAGAGAGAUUUGAGUGCUUUGGACAGGAUAAUUUGAUUUGCUUCACAUCGUGGAACCAAGGAAAGGGCCUUCUUUAUGAUGUGGAUAAGAAAGUUUGGUCUUGGAUUGCUGGCUGUGCUCUUCAGUCAUAUAACAGCCAGGUCUGUUUCUAUGAGCCAAGAUUUGAUGCCUCAAUCUAUUAAUCCGGAAAUGUCACCUUAUAUUCUUGAAUAACUAUCUGUGACAGAUUUUCCAGAGAUUUGUAGGAGCUCUCUUAAUCAUAUUCAUUAUGCAUCUGCCUUUUCUCUCCCCUUCCAUUCUGCUCCUGUGAUGUAGGCAGAUUUAUCUAUGCACUGUCUUCUUCAAGUUGGGCUGCAGGGUAGUCCAAUUCAUAUCAUUCGUUUAUGUCUGAAGCUCUUUAACAUUUUAUCGCUGGAAUUAGAAUGUUGUGGGCAUCCUUGGAAGGCAGUCAUUGCCGACAAUAUCUUCUUUUGGACAAUUUUUAGAAGCCACAUUGUCCUGGGACACGGGAGAAUGGAAUUUUUGGUAUUUAAUUGCAAUAUAGGACAAGGUCACCAGGGUUGGGCUGGUUAAAGGAGUCAAUGCAUGUGUAAGGACAUCUGGGGCGUAAUUUUAAGAGAAAAUUUGACUCCAAUCUUUGUACACUCACUGAAAUUGCUUCGCAAAUACAAAUUGGCUUUCUUGAGUCCUCUUAUUUUCCAUAUAUAUUUCUGGGAUGAGCCACUUACAUGAUUAUGAGAUCUGGAGCCCUAUUGUAUCUAUCGUGUGUUUAUACUUCACGAAUGUAAUUUUCUGCCUGUUACCUUUUGCUGAUUGGUUUUGCCUUUUGUUCAAGUUUAGAUCUGUUGUACAUCCGUAAGUUAUGGGUUUGAAGUGGUUGAAUCUUCCCACAAAAGUUUUAAGCCUUCAUGCAUGAUAUAGCUGUUUUUAACUUGAGGGCAAAGGGUUUAGAAGGUUUGGGAUGCUGUUCUCUUUGUAGAAGGAAAAAAGAAAAAGGCUGUAGUAAGUCAAAAGAAAACUGGUUUUGGGUCUAUGGAGAUUAUUGUAAAGGGUGGUUGUAUCUUACAGCAUACUUGCUUAUUACUAUUAUGGAUAUUAUCAGUCCUAUAAAAUGUUAGUUACUAGAGGACAUCUGAGGACAUCUGUUGCGAGUGUUGAUGGACAAGUUAUGAUAUCUUCUUGAAUUUGUGAUUAUUUGAGUAAGUUCUGCAACAGAUGUUUCAUGGCCUCAAUCACUCAAUAUAUUGUAUUCUCUGAGUUGGCAUGCACCAUUGAUGGUUCUUUCUGUCCUGAAAUUGGAUAGCCCUGAUGGCCGUUCAGUUUCUGAACAAUGCUG
Messenger RNA from Ilex paraguariensis (yerba mate), 2573 nucleotides. NCBI's taxonomy places the organism in Eukaryota, Viridiplantae, Streptophyta, Magnoliopsida, Aquifoliales, Aquifoliaceae. The record is from the annotation of a GenBank genome assembly.